UUUUUAUAUAAAAUGAGCCUUGCUUUAUAGAACACUGUUUCUGUAUAAACGGCAGCAUGGUUUUACUUGGACUAUACAUCAACGUGGUUGAAAAAGGAGUAAAGCCUUCCAUUACGUGCUUGUUAAACACGCAAAACACGUGCUGGGUAAAACCGCGCAAGCGAGGUUGUUUGUUCCAGAAGAGCACUAAUCGUGAGCUCAUCGCCAUGGGGAAAGAUUACUACAGGACGCUGGGGGUCCCAUCCGGCUCCAACGAGGAGGAGAUCAAGAAGGCCUACAGAAAAAUGGCGCUGAAAUUCCACCCGGACAAAAACAAGGACCCCAACGCAGAGGACAAGUUCAAGGAGAUCGCAGAGGCCUACGAGGUGCUGAGCGACCCCAAGAAGAGGGGCAUCUACGAUCAGUAUGGAGAGGAGGGUCUGAAGGCUGGGGGAGUGGGCUCGUCAGGGGGUCCUGGGAGCACCUACCAUUACACCUUCCACGGGGACCCCCACGCCACCUUCGCCUCCUUCUUCGGGGGCUCCAACCCCUUCGACAUGUUCUUCGGGCCUGGCCGCUCGCGGGGCACCACCAACGGCUUCGACCACGUGGGGGGGGAGCAGGACAUGGACCUGGACAUGGAUGGGGACGAGGACCCUUUCAGUGCCUUCGGACGCUUUGGCAACGGUUUGAACGGGUUCCAUCACGGCGGCGGCGGGCGCAGGCAUCCCGCAGAGCCUCUGCACAGGCGGAGCAAGCUGCAGGAUGCCCCCGUGGUGCAUGAGCUGCGGGUGUCCCUGGAGGAGAUCUUCCAUGGCUGCACCAAGCGCAUGAAGAUCACGCGGCGCCGACUCAACCCCGACGGCAGGACCACGCGCUCUGAGGACAAGAUCCUUCACAUUGUUAUCAAAAGGGGCUGGAAGGAGGGCACCAAGAUCACCUUCCCCAAGGAGGGGGACGAAACCCCCGAGAACAUCCCCGCAGAUAUCGCCUUCGUGCUUAAGGACAAGCCUCACCUGCACUUCAAGAGGGACGGCUCCAACGUUAUCUACAGCGCCACAGUCUGUCUGAAAGAGGCUCUGUGUGGUUGCACGGUCAACAUUCCCACCAUUGACAACCGAGUAAUUCCUUUGCCUUGUACUGACAUCAUCAAACCAGGGACAGUGAAGAGACUGCGAGGGGAGGGGUUGCCCUUCCCAAAGAGCCCCACACAGCGCGGGGAUUUGAUAGUGGAGUUCAAAGUGCGCUUCCCGGACAGAAUCUUACGCCCGGAGGCGUUUCAUCUCUUUAGGAAUUUGCGUGGAGGGUGUGAACAUGGUGCUGAGGGAAUGACUCGGCAAGGGUCCUUCUCUACUCCAUUCACAGAGCAGUUUUGA
Messenger RNA from Polyodon spathula (Mississippi paddlefish), 1355 nucleotides. Its product is annotated as dnaJ homolog subfamily B member 5-like. Gene Ontology annotation, molecular function: protein-folding chaperone binding. Gene Ontology annotation, biological process: negative regulation of transcription by RNA polymerase II. NCBI's taxonomy places the organism in Eukaryota, Metazoa, Chordata, Actinopteri, Acipenseriformes, Polyodontidae. Gene Ontology annotation, cellular component: cytosol. Bases 57 to 1355 code for a protein of 432 amino acids. The transcript is spliced from 5 exons. The record is from RefSeq and is a predicted model, not a curated record.